CGUCGCGUUGGUGUCUUUUUUUUUAAAUAUAAUUUUAUUGUACAAUUUAUAUGUUUAUUUAUUUUUUAAAGUAAUUGCUAGUUUUAAUGGCGUUCUCACAGUCACUGGACCUGGACGAGAGCGCCUUGCGUGAGCUGGAACAACAUUUGGUUGUUGCGCCGCCAGCAGCUGCAGCCGAGCUGCCAAAAGUCAACUCAAGCCGGGAACAUUUUUCCGAGUAUUUUCAGGACGAAUUUUCCUAUGUGUCAAAUCUGGCAGAUGAAAAGGACGACACAUCAGUUUUUGACGGCCAGGUUUGCAUCGAAGACAUUUGCUCUGACGCUGAGGAGCCGAUAAAUCUGGAUCAAAGCAGCUUUUUGUGUCCUGUCAAGGACCAGGAGUCCUCCAGGCAGUUUGCUGAGGAUUUAAAGUUUAGUCGCACGAUGGCCAUGACAGAAGUAGCCGGGGAAACUACUAUGAUAACACAAAAUCUUAGCAAAAUGUCACCCAACCAGCUGCAGGUGUCGCCUACUCAGCCAAACGCAAGCAUCCGCGAGGCAAGCAUCCGCGAGGCAGUCAAUGAAAGCAGCCUUGUACCCGUCGACCUAGAAGCACUCAAGUCGCUCGCUGCCUGGAAUCUGCCACAUAGUAUCCUGACAGAGUACAAGAGGAAGGGCGUCGUCGAAAUGUUUGACUGGCAGGCCGAAUGCCUGAGCAAGCCGCGAGUCGUCUUUGAGCACUGCAAUCUGGUCUACUCGGCGCCAACAUCGGCUGGCAAGACGCUCGUCAGUGAGAUUCUACUGCUGAAAACGGUUCUGGAGCGGAACAAGAAGGUGCUCCUCAUACUGCCCUUCAUAUCGGUGGUGCGCGAGAAGACAUUCUACCUGCAGGAUCUGCUGACGCCCGCUGGCUACCGUGUGGAGGGAUUCUUCGGCGGCUACACACCACCCGGUGGCUUUGACAGCAUAAACGUCGCAAUUUGCACGAUUGAAAAGGCCAACUCCAUAGUCAACAAGCUGCUGGAGCAGGGCAAGUUGGAUGUCAUUGGCUGCGUGGUGGUGGAUGAAGUGCAUCUCAUUUCGGAGAAGGGUCGCGGCUACAUUCUGGAGCUCUUGCUGGCCAAGAUCCUGUACAUGUCGCGCAAGAAUGCGCUGCAGAUCCAAGUGAUCACCAUGUCGGCCACGCUGGCCAAUGUGGAACUCCUUCGCCGUUGGCUGGACGCUGAACUGUACAUCACAAACUAUCGUCCAGUGGCGCUGCUGGAGAUGAUCAAAGUGGGCAGCAAAAUCUAUGACCAGCAGCUGGAAUUUCAGCGCGAUGUGUCCAGGGAGUCGCUGGUGCCAUGCCUGAGCAACGAUCCGGAUCAUGUGGCCCAGCUGUGCAUCGAAACGCUGCUCGAGGGCUGCUCCGUAAUUGUGUUCUGUCCAUCGAGGGACUGGUGCGAGAGCCUUGCCGUGCAGCUGGCCAUCGCCAUUCGCGGUCUACUUCAAUCGGGCACUGAACUGAGCGGACGCCUUCGCUCGAAUCUCAAUCCAGAGGCCAUUAAAGAUGUGAAGCAGCAGCUGAGUGAGAUUCCCACAGGACUCGAUGACACCAUGGCCAAGGCUGUUACCUAUGCCUGCGCCUUCCAUCAUGCCGGACUAACCACAGAAGAACGCGACAUUGUUGAGGCCUGCUUCAAGGCUGGCGCCCUGAAGGUUCUCGUGGCCACAAGCACACUCAGUUCGGGCGUCAAUCUACCCGCGCGACGCGUCAUCAUACGCUCCCCGCUCUUUGGCAAGAGCCAAAUGAGUUCCCUCACGUAUCGCCAGAUGAUUGGACGAGCUGGACGCACGGGCAAGGAUACGCUGGGCGAGUCCAUACUGAUAUGCACGGAAUCCAAUCAAAGGGUGGGCCGGGAACUGGUGCAGGCGCAGCUGCAGCCCAUUUCUUCGUGUCUCGGAAUGGAUGAUAGCACUCAUCUAAAACGCGCGCUUCUGGAGGUUAUCUCUUCUGGUGUGGCCAGCACCAGGCAGGAAAUUGAAAGCUUCGUCAACUGCACUCUUCUGAGUGCUGAAAAAGCCAUGGCCAAGCAGUCCGAAGAGCAACAGCAGCAGCAGGAGCAGGACUCCGACUCGCAAUUCAUUGCCGAAGCCCUCGACUUUCUCAUUGAUUACGAGUUUAUUCGCCAUCAAGUGGAUGAGGAUGUUGGGACAGCGAACUAUGUGGCCACUCGGCUGGGAUCCGCCUGUUUGGCUUCUUCCAUGCCGCCCGGCGAUGGUCUCAUUCUGUUUGCAGAGCUGCAGAAAUCACGUCGCUCCUUUGUGCUGGAGACUGACCUGCAUGCGGUGUACCUGGUGACUCCCUAUUCAGUGUGCUAUCAGCUGCAGGAUCUCGACUGGCUGCUGUACCUCGAUAUGUGGGAGAAGCUCAGUCCAUCGAUGAAGAAAGUGGGCGAGCUGGUGGGCGUCAAGGAGGCGUUCCUCAUAAAGGCCAUGCGAGGCCAAAGCAAACUCGACUAUAAGCAAAUGCAGAUACACAAGCGCUUCUACACGGCUCUGGCCCUGCAAGAACUAGUCAACGAGACGCCCAUCAAUGUGGUGGCCCACAAGUUCAAGUGCAAUCGCGGUGUGCUGCAGGGACUGCAGCAAAUUUCCUCAACAUUUGCUGGCAUUGUGACGGCUUUUUGCACUUCGCUGCAGUGGUCCAACAUCGCCCUGAUUGUGUCGCAGUUCAAGGACAGACUGUUCUUCGGCAUACACAGAGAUCUCAUUGAUCUGAUGCGGCUGCCAGACCUCUCACAGAAGCGUGCGCGUGCCAUCUAUGAUGCUGGCUUCACCAGUGUCGUGGAAUUGGCUAGUGCCGAUGCUCUCGUGCUUGAGAAAGUCCUUUACAACUCUCUCAGCUUUGACUCCGCCAAGCAGCACGACCACGAAAAUGCGCAUGAGGCCGCCAAGCGGAACAUGAUCAGAAAUUUCUUCAUCACCGGCAAAGCGGGCAUGACUGUGGCUGAGGCUGCCAAGCUGCUGAUUGAUCAGGCGCAAAAACAUCUCCAGCAUGAGAUUGGAGUGGGCAGCAUUAAGUGGUCACAGAAUCGAAUGGAGAAUAAGUCAGCAGAUAGCGGCAUGGAGGUGGAAAUGCACAUGUCGCUGGAGGAAGGGCAAGCUCAGCAAAUGCCGCCAACAAAACGAAAAUCGACAGGAGAAGAAGAAGGAAAUGUAACACCACCGAAGAUAACGAAAGAGACUCCCCCGAGAGUCGUCAACGUUAUCAAAAACACGACACAAAAACCGACAGAGAAGCCUAAGCCAAUGACCAAAGAGAAGGGAUCAGUAAAUGUGACGCCAAAGAAAACUGUAGAUCCCAGCAAGGACGUGCCACAGAGUGCAGCAGCCUCUGCCCAUUCCGAUACUCACAAAACUAAGAGCAACCCAACGAACGUUAAAUCCCCACAAACCAAAGAUAAACAAUAUGUGAAUACUUCCAGGAUGACACGACGGAAAUCAUUAGAUAUUAAUAAGUUAAAGGCAUUGCAGCCAGUACCUGUCGCCUCAACGAACACACCAAAAACUAACAACAUCCCAAGGGCAGCAACAAACGCUUCCCAUUUGAGUACGCAAAAAGCUAACAACAUCCCGAAAGGACUCCCCACUGAGGUACUGAAAGAAAACUUAAAUCCCAACAAAGUACAAAACCAAACACCCAAAACGAACGUAAAGUCCCCACGAACCAAAGACACUCAAUCUGUAAAUACUCCGAGACUGACACUAAGCAGAUCAACCGAAAUCCUUGAGCAAAAGGUAGUGAAGCCAGCACCUGUCGCCUCAAAGAACGAACCAAAAACUAGCAACAUCCCAAAGGCAGUGAGUCCCGGAGUACUGCGGGAAAGCUCGUGUCGAGUGGCUCACCAAAAAGGGCAAAAUGACACACCCAAAUCAUCUAUGAUACCCGAGCUUAAGAUAGACAAUCGAUCAGCAGAUAAACGACGUACAGCAAAGGAUUACUUAGAAGAAAGAUCCCCAAGGAGCAGUUGUGGGCCCGAUAAGCGGAUGAUGCCACGUCGGUGUACAGUAGAUUUCAAUGGCCAAAAGGAAAAUAUAACUUAUUCUCCGCCCAGCACAAGUAAAGCUCUUCGCGAAGAGCUACAGAAAAAACAAACUGAGGAGAACCGUCGCAUUGCACUUAUGAAGUUAAAUCAGAGACGAGACAAGCUGGAGGCCACGCAGACGACUCCACUUGUAAAUGGAAAGCCGCGAGAUGUAAUAAGCAGCACGGAUCCACAUUUGAAUAGAGUUUAUGACACUCAAAUUGCAACCCAAAAAGCACAGUGCCCCGCUGUCAAACCAUCCUUCGUGGAGGAGGAUAUCUUUAUGGGCGACGAUUCGUUUCUGAUGAGCACUGGGGUGACUGCUGCUCUCACAGCCGCCGAGUGUAAGCAAACUGUUGUUCCCACCUCGAACUGGGAGGCGGAUGAGAUACCCAGCUCGCAACCAAGGGAGGAGGAAGGCACACGUGCCUCAUCACCGCAUAGUUCCAGGUUCAUUCGUUCGAUGCGCUCGCAGCGCUUGCAAAGUCCAAGAUCAUCGACCAGUUCCAUCGGGACAGCAAGAAGCACGCCGGGCUCUGGAUCAUUUUUAAGUUCAGCUAAGAUCUCGCCCCAUGUGCCAACGAUUGCAACCUCCCAGGCGGAACUCUCCGAAGUGUCCAACGGCGCUGGGAUGGUCUCAACUGAGCUUCAACUUUCCAACAUGACCCUGGAAAACUCUUUGCUGAAGCAUCCCCAACAGCUGAAUGCCUCGCACAUCCUCAGCUACUCCGAAGCGGAUGACAAAGCGCUUAGCUUUGACAGAAUUGAGAUAACCGACAUAUGCGGCAAUCGUGAGUUGUUCCAAUUGGCGCUCAACGAACUGCAGGCUGCCUCGCGCUGUGGCUUCAGUGUAUGCCUUCAAGCGCAGGCGGGCAAGGCAAAGCCACUGAUCGGAGCCAAUCUGCUGAUCAAUCAGUUGGCAGCGGCAAAGCAGCGUGAAGCAGCUGCAGGCAACCCGGCGCUCUUCCAGGUGGAUGAUGGCAGAUUCAUAGCAGGCGUGGCAUUCUGCCUAGCCGACAAUGUUGUCUACUAUAUGUGCAUGCAGGAGGAGGGCACCGAAAUCCCCACCAGCCUCAAAGUGCAGGAGCUGUGCCAGUUAUUGAAUCGCCCAGAACUCACGCUCCUCGUGCACGAUGCAAAGGAACAGAUGAAAGCGUUGUUCCAUGGCGUGCCUGAACUGCACAACAUCACAGCUAAGGUGGAGGAUCCCAAGGUGGCCAACUGGCUGCUGCAGCCGGAAAUAUCAAUCUGCUUUAAAAAUAUGUGCCAGCAAUUUGCGCCCGAGUGCACAGCUCUGGUCGAGCUCUGUGGCAGCGGGCGCGGCUACAGCAGUCAUGGACUUGAUACCUCCAGCGCCAUACUGCCCAAGUUGCGUGCAUCAAUAGAGGCCUGCGUCACCGUGCACAUACUCAAAGGGCAGUUGGAGGUUCUGGAGAGAACUGGUCGAAUGACAAGCAGCUUUAAAGACGUGGAAAUGCCCAUUCAACUUGUACUCUGCAAAAUGGAAUGCUACGGCUUUCCGGCCAAGCAGCAACGCAUGACCAGGCUGGUAAAAUGCAUGCAGGACUCUUUGAAGAAGGUGGAAAAGAAGAUCUUUGCCAUGCAUGGAUCGUACUUCAAUUUGGGCUCCACGCAGGCCGUUGCCAACGUGCUGGGACUUCACAAGAAGCCAACCGGUCGUGUGAGCACUUCACGUCAAGUUCUGGAGAAGCUGGGCUCGCCCAUAUCCGAGCUAAUACUCGUUCAUCGAAAGUUGAGCAUGCAAUUGGACAAGUGCAUGCAGCCGCUGAUUAAAUGCUGCGUCGCAAAUCGCAUCCAUGGCCACAGCAUAACUUACACAGCCACGGGACGCAUAUCCAUGAGUGAGCCAAAUCUGCAGAAUGUGGCCAAGGAAUUUGCCAUUCGAAUGGAAUCGGUGUGUAUUUCCCCUCGAUCAGUGUUCAAGUGCAUUGACGAGAAGCGCUGUCUGCUGUCGGCGGACUACUGUCAACUGGAGAUGCGCAUCUUGGCACAUUUAUCGGAGGACAAAGCUCUGGUUUCGGUUAUGAACUCACCGCAGGAUCUAUUUACGGCCAUUGCUGCCCACUGGAACAAAAUAUCGGAGGCAGAAGUCACCGAAAAAAUGCGCAGCGGCACCAAACAGAUUUGCUAUGGAAUUGUUUAUGGCAUGGGUAUGCGUAGCUUGGCCGAUGCUCUGCAAUGUACAGAGUCGCAGGCGCAACUGACAUGUGAGCAAUUCCACCAGGCCUAUCCAGGCAUCAGAGCAUACUCGGACAAAGUGCUGAGGGUCGCCCGAGUAAAGGGCUUUGUGGAGACCAUAACGGGUCGAAGGCGUCACCUCGACCACAUCAAAAGUGGCGAACAAAAUCUAAUAAAGAAAGCCGAACGACAGGCCAUAAAUACGACCAUCCAAGGCUCUGCAGCGGACAUUGCCAAGAAGGCAAUGCUAGACAUGGAGAAGAACAUCGGUCGUUACUGGAUGAGGCUCGGUGUGGAGGAGAAUUCCAUCAAAUUGGUUCUACACAUUCACGAUGAACUGAUCUAUGAGGUACCCAAAGCCAAGGCCAAGAAUAUUGCCAAACUGCUCAGUCUGACCAUGGAGAACGUUGGCAAGGGGAAGCUGAGCGUGCCGCUAAAGGUCAAAGUUAAAAUGGGUCCAAGUUGGGGGGAAAUGCAAACAAUUCAAUGACGCAUACAAAGGUUGUGAUUAUUUAAGGUUUUUUGCCUGUUUA
This is a messenger RNA of Drosophila guanche, 6777 nucleotides long. It is a transcript of the gene DNApol-theta, whose product is annotated as DNA polymerase theta. Bases 87 to 6734 code for a protein of 2215 amino acids. The record is from RefSeq and is a predicted model, not a curated record. Lineage: Eukaryota; Metazoa; Arthropoda; Insecta; Diptera; Drosophilidae. Gene Ontology annotation, molecular function: ATP binding; DNA-directed DNA polymerase activity; DNA binding. The transcript is spliced from 7 exons. Gene Ontology annotation, biological process: double-strand break repair via alternative nonhomologous end joining; DNA-templated DNA replication.